AUUUCUAUAUAUCAACUCCAUAUACUCGUCAAACAAUGAUUGUCAAUGAAAUCAAUUCCAGCGAAGAAGUUCUACAAAUAGAACAAAUAGACGUUGAAGGUCAAAGAGCAGAGUAUAACCGGAUUCAACAGGAACGUCAAGAUUAUCAGUAUGCCAUGCGAUUUGCUGUUCAUGUAGACCAAGUUGCUGUUCAAGCUCUACCAAUUCCAGCUCAGAGUCCAGAACAUCUUGUUGCUGAGCAUUCAAAUGCGCAAGUUCCAGUUGAUGCGCGACCAAAUCCACCAACACAGAGUCCCGCUCCAAGAGCUGCUCCUGAUCAUGGCCCAGUUCAAGCUCCACGAAAUCUGGCUCAGGCUCUAAACUUGCCCCGACGAGCUCGAGGUAGACCACGCCGAUCAGAUGUAAGGAGGACACGUGAUGCCCAGGAUUCAGUCGCUACACAGCAAGGACCAAAUGCUGAACAAUCCGGAAUAUUGGUCCCGCCAGCUUCCAGACAGCAACCGGAACACUCAGCUACAUCCACAAUUUCUGCUCCACUUUCUCCUGCUUCAUCAACAAAUAUGGCCCUACAAAAUGCUCCGAGCGACCAUGGAGACCAACUCAUAAGGGAUUCUUCAGAAGAUCGUCAAAACGUUCCUGCUCCAAGAAGAAGCGCGAGAAUCGCGUCACAUACGCAAUACCGAACGAGUCCAUAUGUGUCUGCACGUCAAGGCCACAGGCUGGCAAUUGCUCGUGGCAGAGCAGCACCCGGAACCUUGGAUCCAUCAGCUUCCAGACAGUCGAUCCCAUCUACAUCAGAUGCACCUGUUUUAGUUCCGCAUGCUCCUCCUGCUCCACCAUCUCCAACUUUACAAGACUGUGUUAUUUGCAUGGAGGAGCCUGUGAAUCCAAAAGUUUGCCCGAAAUGCCUGAAGAUGAUUGGAUGUGCUAAGUGUUUCAGGUGGUGGACUGUUUUCAGGUGUUGGUGGCAGUCUUCUUUAAAUCCAUCAUGUCCCCUGUGUCGGCUCAAAUGGGAUUCUGCCCCAAAAGUCAUUGCUGCGAAAAAGUUUUACGAUGGCAAAUAGGUGAAAUAAGAGAACAGUGUGUGAACUUUGAAUUUUGAGUUAUACGUCGAAUAAAGUUCUAGAGUAUACG
Molecule: messenger RNA, 1134 nt
Organism: Caenorhabditis elegans
Lineage: Eukaryota; Metazoa; Nematoda; Chromadorea; Rhabditida; Rhabditidae
Gene: H08M01.1
Product: RING-type domain-containing protein
Exons: 10
Coding region: 36-1064 (342 amino acids)
Source: RefSeq, marked reviewed